This is a messenger RNA of Heterocephalus glaber (naked mole-rat), 2603 nucleotides long. It is a transcript of the gene Wsb1, whose product is annotated as WD repeat and SOCS box containing 1. Gene Ontology annotation, molecular function: protein binding. Gene Ontology annotation, biological process: intracellular signal transduction; protein polyubiquitination. Lineage: Eukaryota; Metazoa; Chordata; Mammalia; Rodentia; Bathyergidae. The record is from RefSeq and is a predicted model, not a curated record.
CGUCCAGCUAUCUCCCGCGCCGCCCGCCAUCUUGUCCCAGUGUCUCUUUUGCCGUCGGCAGUGUUGAGUCCGCCGUGUUGGUCCGUCGGGAGGAGGCAGGAUACUAGGUCUUUUGUUUGUGUUCGACCCCGUAGUUUGGUCCGAGGCCUCUCUGUUUUCCCUGUGCAGCCUGUGGAAGCCGAAGCGGCCGCCCCCGCCCCUCCCCGCCGUCCCCGGGCCAGGAGGGACCGAGCCCGCGUCACGCCCCUCGGCCGUAGCCACUGCUUUCUCUGUCGUCGUUGCGUCCGUAUCGUGUCCCCGGAAUCAGACUGUGCCCCAUAGAUGGCCAGCUUUCCCCCGAGGGUCAACGAGAAAGAGAUCGUGAGAUCGCGUAGUAUAGGUGAACUUUUAACUCCAGCAGCUCCUUUUGACAAGAAAUGUGGUCGUGAAAACUGGACUGUUGCUUUUGCUCCAGAUGGUUCAUACUUUGCUUGGUCACAAGGACAUCGAACAGUAAAGCUUGUUCCAUGGUCCCAGUGCCUUAAGAACUUUCUCUUGCAUGGCACAAAGAAUGUUGCAAACUCAAACAGUUUAAGAUUGUCAAGACAAAACAGUGAUGGUGGUCAAAAAAAUAAACCUCGUGAACAUAUUAUAGACUGUGGAGAUAUAGUCUGGAGUCUUGCCUUUGGAUCUUCAGUUCCAGAAAAGCAAAGUCGCUGUGUAAAUAUAGAAUGGCAUCGGUUCAGAUUUGGACAAGAUCAGCUACUCCUUGCCACAGGAUUAAGCAAUGGUCGUAUCAAAAUAUGGGAUGUAUAUACAGGAAAACUCCUCCUUAAUUUGGUAGAUCAUACUGAAGUGGUGAGAAAUUUAACUUUUGCUCCAGAUGGGAGCUUGAUCCUGGUAUCAGCUUCAAGAGAUAAAACUCUCAGAGUGUGGGACCUGAAAGAUGAUGGAAACAUGAUGAAAGUAUUGAGAGGGCAUCAGAACUGGGUGUACAGCUGUGCAUUCUCUCCUGACUCUUCUAUGCUGUGUUCAGUCGGAGCGAGUAAAGCAGUCUUCCUUUGGAAUAUGGAUAAGUAUACCAUGAUACGGAAACUAGAAGGACAUCACCAUGAUGUUGUAGCUUGUGACUUUUCUCCUGAUGGAGCAUUGCUGGCUACUGCAUCUUAUGAUACUCGUGUGUAUAUCUGGGAUCCACACAAUGGAGACAUUUUGAUGGAAUUUGGGCACCUAUUUCCCCCACCUACUCCAAUAUUUGCUGGAGGAGCAAAUGACCGAUGGGUGCGCUCGGUAUCUUUCAGUCAUGAUGGACUGCACAUUGCAAGCCUUGCUGAUGAUAAAAUGGUGAGGUUCUGGAGAAUUGAUGAGGAUUAUCCAGUACAAGUUGCACCUUUGAGCAAUGGUCUUUGCUGUGCCUUUUCUACUGAUGGCAGUGUUCUAGCUGCUGGGACACAUGAUGGAAGUGUGUAUUUUUGGGCCACUCCAAGACAAGUCGCUAGUCUUCAGCAUUUAUGUCGCAUGUCAAUCCGAAGAGUGAUGCCCACUCAAGAAGUCCAGAAGCUGCCAGUUCCUUCCAAAGUUUUGGAGUUUCUUUUAUAUCGUGUUUAGAAGACUACCUUCCCUAGUGGUAGGGACUGACAGAAUAUACUUAACAUGAACCUCAAGCUUUACCAACUUUAAGUAUCUUUUUAAAGGUUUAGAAGAUUUAUUUAAUUUGAUACAUUCUUGUACUGCAUUUUACCAGUUGAGCUUUUAAAAUAUUUAUAGACUAUAGAAGUAUUUCUGAACGUAUUAAAUGUAAAUUUUUUUAGGUUAACUGUGAAAACAUAUACAUACAUGUAUAUAUUUAGAUAUAAACUGCUAUGUGUUGAAUGGACUCUUUUGCUUUUCUGAUUUUUAGUUCUGAUCUGUAUAUACUGCUUCAGUAGAGCUACAACAUGUAUCUUUUCUGUAAAGGGGAAAGAAAUUUUUCUUUUUUUAAAAAUUUGGGAUACUGAAUUUGGUGAGAAAUACUGACUUAAGAAACCUGAAUUGCCUCAUUCAAAGUGAACAGGAGCAGACUGACCAGCUAAUGAAACACAGUUUAUGUAUAGGGAAAGGAUUUUGUUUUCCUUAGGAUGACAUCUGAGAGGUGGUAUUUGUGACAUUAAAAAGGAUGUCUUUACCGCAUUAAAUACUGCUACAGGCCUUAAUUUGGAAAAGCAGCUUUCUAUCUUAACCCCUGUCCAAAGUUUUGUAUGUCUUAGUUAAUUUGAAAAUCCAUCUACUGUAUUAAUGGCUUGGGGUUUUUUUUUGGUACCAGGAAUUGAAUGUGGGACCUUGCGCUUGGAGGCAGGUGGCGGAACCACUGAGCUAAAUCCCCAGCCCUACUGUAUUAUUGUUAAAUAUUUUGUUUAUACUAAGGGACAACUAUUUUAAGACCAUGGUUUUUCUUUAAAAACACGUAUUCUGUGUUUCUGCAGAGGAUGAUAUUGGUACCUUGCCAAAGAGAAGCAAUACAGUAUAUCUGCUUUUACCUUCUGUUGUUUAUCUUAUCUGCAGAUAUUAAGAAUGUAUGCAUUAUGUAAAAUGCUUGAUUAUAUAUUUUUAUUGAGUUUUUUAAUUAAAGAAUUGUAAAAAGACAA